This is a messenger RNA of Papilio machaon (common yellow swallowtail), 1134 nucleotides long. RefSeq lists its product as uncharacterized. Gene Ontology annotation, cellular component: nucleus. The record is from RefSeq and is a predicted model, not a curated record. Bases 167 to 586 code for a protein of 139 amino acids. The transcript has 4 exons. Lineage: Eukaryota; Metazoa; Arthropoda; Insecta; Lepidoptera; Papilionidae.
UUAAACGCAUUUUAUUAAAAUUAUUUAGGCAUCGUGUUUAUGAACGCCCCCGACGCUUGACACUUGAAACACUUCAAAACACUUGAGUUAUCAACUAACCAUUUUGUUUGAAAUUGUUUUAAACAAGAACUUUUUAAAUAAUUCUGUGUCUCAUAAUCAAUACAAAAUGAGAACGAGUCAUGCACAAUAUGUUAUGAUGGUGGAAUUUAUGGAAAAGAAUGGUGAUUUAUCAAAGCCAAGUGGUGGUCCUCGUGGUCGACAUUUUAUACAGCAAAAAUGGCAAGAAUUGGCAGAAAAAUUAAAUAGUGAUGGUAGCGGGGAUCCUCGAACGGAUGAUAAGUGGCGAAAAGUUUGGAGUGAUUACAAAAACAAUGUAAAAAGGAAAUGGGCGAAAAUUAAUAGGGCUGCUCAAGCUACGGGUGGUGGGCCUGCACUUCAAUUAUCAUUAACAGAUUUAGAAAAUCGAAUAAUGCAGAUAAUUGGAGUUCAGGCAGCUACAGGGAUGGCAGUAAAUGAAGCUGGAUUUGGAUUCAAUACUUCAGUUAGUUUAUUUUAUUUAAAAUAUUUUUGUUUUACUUCUUGUUAACCCACUAAUCAUACUAACAAUAUAAAUGUGAAUUUUUGUGGUUUUGUAUGUUUGUAUUAAUUUGAGUGUAAUUUGAAAUGUAUAUAGCUUAUAUCCAGGAUUAACACAUGUACACCUUUUUAUGCUUUUUAAAUUAUUCCUAUAAUUUACAGGACACCCAGGUAGAAAGAGAAAAAAGUAAUCUUUUUUCAGAGGAAAAAAAUGAAACAGAAAUGGAAAAAAAUGUUACAUCCUCUGAUGUAAAGCUCUGUAGCUUGACUGACAAUGUUCAGUUACAAUACACUCCAAUUGAUGUUACAAAUGAAGAUUGGAAUGUUCCUGGAACAAGUCAGCAACCCACGGUGGCUCCUUCUCCAAAACUAUGGAAGCCUCCAUCAAAAAAAAAACAAAAAUGGACAAGACUGCAUUGUUAUUGAAAAUGUUACGUGAGAAUGAGGCGAAAGCAAGAGAAUCUGAGAAUGAAAGAGUUAGUUUAGUGUUAGAGCUUGAGAGAGAAAGGAUACGACAGCGUGAUGUAGAGCUUCAGUUGCAAGCUCAAUUGUUGGAGG